Cajanus cajan (pigeon pea) is the source of this 803-nucleotide messenger RNA. Its product is annotated as pectinesterase inhibitor 1. Lineage: Eukaryota; Viridiplantae; Streptophyta; Magnoliopsida; Fabales; Fabaceae. The record is from RefSeq and is a predicted model, not a curated record. Gene Ontology annotation, biological process: negative regulation of catalytic activity. Gene Ontology annotation, molecular function: pectinesterase inhibitor activity.
CUAAAAAAAACUUGCAAUGCCAAAAUUUAAAGAUAUUUAGUAUUUUCUUUAUGUAAAUAAAAAAAGCAUUCAAUUUGUACAUUAAAUCUAAUAAAUUUUGCAUCCCUAAAUGAAUUUGCGUUAAAUUCAAUCUCAAGUUUUUCUUUUUUUUUAUAUUUUAAAUCGAGAACUAUAAAGAAGAGUCUGAAUUCUGAAUUACAUUAUGAACUAAAACUAAAGUUUUCAAUAGAAAGAAACAAGAUAAUAUACACAAUGCAUUCUAAUUUCUCUUCUCUUGUAUUGGUGUUUAUUCUCUUCUUUCCUUCAACCUCCUAUGCAAUCCCAGUUAGCAAAGUGAAUGCCAUUUGCAAGCAAACUAAAAACCCUUCAUUUUGUUUCACUCUUCUAAACUCACACCCCAAUGCAAACCUUGUUACCCUUACCCAAUACACCAUCAACAUAGCACGUGCAAAUGUCACUAACACAAUCAUAUUGAUCAAACAGUUGAUUGCACAUAGUGCUAAGGAUCCCAAGGGAAGAAGCCAUUACACAUCCUGUUUGGAACAUUUUGGCUCUGAGGGUGCCCUUGGCGAUGUUGAAUAUACUCAAGAGCUUUUGAAGAAACGAGAUUACGCAGGUGUUAAUACAGCUGCAUCAGCAAUAUUAACUGAUGUUGAUGAUUGUAUUUCGGGAGAGUCACCAUCUGAUCCUCGUUACCAUGAUCCUUCCAAGCUUCCACAGUAUGCUGCAGUUCUUGGGUUGGUUGUUGAAAUUAUUCUUGUUUUAUCUAAUUUUUUGGUUCAUUAGUUGCUUAGCUUUUGAUU